This is a messenger RNA of Xyrichtys novacula (pearly razorfish), 15627 nucleotides long. The record is from the annotation of a GenBank genome assembly. NCBI's taxonomy places the organism in Eukaryota, Metazoa, Chordata, Actinopteri, Labriformes, Labridae.
ACGUUUCCAAGCGUUUGGGGAGCUGCUGUGAAUUCUCGCGAUACUUCGACGUCAAGGGGAGUGUCAAAUUCCAAGAGAGAGGAGAGUAGAGGGGAGCCAGAGAGAGGGGCGCAAGGGUGAGUUUGUAAACACUUAAUUACCCUUUAAAUCCUCCAUAGAUAUUUCCAAUUCACUGAACUCUUAUCUUAGGUAGUUUGGUGCGUAAGUUUUUAGUAUUUGUGGUUGUUAUUACAACACGUCUGUUUAUUUGUCAAAACUGUUGUGGCUGCUACAACGUUUCAUUCGGACCCACAUCUCGCUUUGCACUUAAGUGUCAGUCCGCUAACCCACUAACUGUUAGCUCUCUUAGCUUUCGUGAUUUUAACUGUCCCAAAAGUCCUUGAAAAACAUUAGUUCACCUCAAAUAUAAUCGAAAUUAGUGUUUAUGUGUUGUAUGUCGUCGCUGAAUAUGGUUGAAGCGCUGUUAUUGUGUUUUUUCAGAGUAAGUUCGGCCUGUUGUUAACGCUAGCCACACUAGCUAACCAUUAGUUUUUCGUGGAUACAAAAAGUUGAUUUCUGGGUUUUGACCAAUAAGAUUCGAGUGGCUGCUGUUAUUGACAGGCUCUAGAGCUGUGCUCAUCGAAGAUGCUGCUGAUUGACGUGCUUAAAGCCAAUAGCUGAAAAGAAAAGGCGGGCUUGUUACGGUAAAAGGCGGGGCUAAAGUCUGCCCGAACAUCGCCAGACGGUAAUGAAGCCCAAAAAAGACAAACUUUCAGACUAGUCUGUGUUGUCAGGAAAAGGGAACAAAAGUAUGCAGAACAUAUACAUUUUGAAGUGACACUGAAAUAUUUUACAUACCAGAAACCCCCACGGAGAAUAUGUUUCUGUUUGUCCUUUGGCGGUGGAGUAUGCUAAAAUGAUAACUGGGUCUGCAGGAAAAGUCUCCAAAGAAACUCAAAGUUAUAAUGAUAUCCAUAGUGUUGCAACGUGAGCUGCUCGACGCCCCAGGAUCCGCAUCCCCAUGCAUGUCAACACCUUCAUUAGGAAUGUAGGUCAUGUUUUUGGCAGAGUUAUACCUCAUUCCAUCACAUAGAGUUACACCAGAGUAAACUGCAUCCUGCUCUGUCCAGCUACAUAUAUUGACCCACUCUAAGUGAUGAUAUAACUGACUUUUUUUUUUGGAGUAUCAAUAUUAUUUACAAAGAAAAACUAAUUACACUUUAGAGGAACAAAUGUGUUAAUUAACACGAAUUUGGCAAUCGUGAGCUUGUUCCGUAUGAGUAUAUGCCAUGUUAUUUUAUCAUAUGUCAUUUUUAUUAUAGAGCAGAAAGCAUGUGUGACUUCGCAAGAUUAUUGUCUGGAAGCUUUUGCAAUCUCGACCUGUGCUGACACACAAAAUUUACAAUUAUAUAAUCCUUGUCUCUUAAUUCACAACACCACAAAACUGUAGAGAAAAUGACAACAAGUGGCCAACGUAGUUAAAAAUGGACACGAUACUCCUGAGUUAAUUGUAGAAAAGUGAAAACAGUAUACCCUGUAUUGUUCUGCAUUGUUUAACCUGGUUAUAGAUUUUUUCUGUUUAUCAAAUCCUUGGUUUACUUUUGCUUACAUUGAUACAUAAUGGCUGUCGCUCAAACCAAGCUUUAGCCUUAAAGUCUGCCUUUGGUUCAUACUUCCAACAUAAUCAGUGCUUUUGUAAUUUAGCUAUAUAGCUAUUAUGUUCUAUUAAUGGAUCAAUUAUAAAUAGCAUUUAUUUUCUUUAUUUCAAAUGUUGUUUUUUUUACCCAGUUCACACUCCCCCUGUCUUCUUUUCCUUUUUUUCCCCUUUUUGCGGGGUCUCCCCUACCCUCUGGCAAUUCAAGCCUCAGAUUCCAGAGUCAUGGCUGCAGCGUGAGCUAUUAAUACAGUUUGUUUAGUCAGUUUCCUAGCAGGCUGCAUCAAACACUGGAUGGCUGUGGCUGAUUAUAGCUGGGACUCGUUCCCCUACACCUGCUGAGUUGGAGAAAUCCAAGUUAACUGUGGGACUUUGGCAGCGGCUCAAUGAGACAGGACAGGAAUUAGGGCAAUUUGAGUGCUUCUAUGUCACCUUGGAUGAAAGGAGGCGAAAAUAGGCGGACUUGAUAUCCAUGCCUGUAAUGAAUAUCUGAGAUUCAUAUCAGGACUAAUGGAACUACCAGACUGAUUUAUUGUUGAGGUCUGCAUUAUCCAGCCAGAGCAUUUUACAGUGUACAGUAAAAAUUACCUAAUUAGAGCAAUCAAGUUACAGAAAUGAGAUACAUCAAUCAAAGUACAAAGAUUGACAGCCCUAUUUCAUUAAGGACAUGUGAUCUCGCAGAGAAAUGCAAAUGGAGAUGCAGAGUUUUAAUGAUAUUCUUUGAGAUACGCUGUCUUAAAGCCAAGCAAUUUAUGCUACAGAAAGGAGCUUCACACAUCAGCUUGAAUUAGGUUUAGAUUUGUCUUUGAAAACUAUGAAAACAAACAGUAUUUUCCACCCCCGUCAUCUUAGAGUUAGGGCGGAAAUCACACAUGGUGCCAGUCAGCCAAGUUAAUGUCUAGCAUGUCCCUGCUAAGAUGUAAACUCUAAAGUCUGUUCCCACUCCUCACGCCAGAUGUGUCUAUUCCCCACACAGUCCACACCCGCAGUAUAACGAACCCGACCGAGUAUCUCGUUUGCAGAUGCAUCUCUGCUCAAAUAGACACAAUGAACUGGGAGCACUUUGUGAAAAUCCUGGCACCAACCUGUUUCCUUUUCUUCAGAGGCAUGGGAGGUCUGCUUUUCAGCUUUUUUGAUUUCCAUAGAGAAGAACAGGGAGUUUGCUUCUUUGCUGCUCAAUGUGGGCACCUUUCCUGAUGAAGAAAUGAGGCUGAGAGACACAACAGCUAGGCCUGGUUCAAGCCCAGCGUCAUGGGAGAGCGUUGUAUUCCACCGCAAGGCUUCAGUAAUCAUGUGUUGGCUCAGGGGUAGCUGUCUUCAGCAAAGGGAGGAGGAGGAAAAUAUACUGAGUUCAACAUUGGGAAAACUUUCAAACAUUUAUUCCUGGCCAACAAAAUGAAUAAUCUGUCCCACUCAAUAAUGUCAGGCUACAUGCUCAACCCAUGCAGUGCAUACAACUUAAUAGAACAGUACUGCAAAACUUAUCAUGUUUAGCUAAUGUUGCCAGUGUCAAUGUUGCACAAAAGAGGUUCUAUAAUGUAUAUGCAGGUUGACUCAAAUGACUGUACAAACAAGUCAAAACAACACAGAGGUAUCCAAUGCCUUCAACAUAAUGUAAGCAUGGAUUUAAGGGAAAAAAUUGCACAACUCAUAAACUUGAUAGGAUUUCAGAAACAGAUGGGUGUUGAAUUUUUAAGGACAGAUGCCAGUCCUUCCCAUGAUUGUGUUUCAGCCCAGUGUUACUGAGUAUUGCAGAAGUCGGUGGCUUUCAUUCUGAAGGGCUUUUACUUGUAGAAACAGUAAGGUCCCGCUGCGUGUUGCUGGUUGCUGUGCUGUCAGUGGGACAAUGUUGUGUAAUAGCUACCAGACGUCACUUUAGGCCAGCUAAAUCAUUGAUGUCGCUUGUUCAUUGCCAUCCCUCCAGAUCCAUGAUUUGAAUUCACGGCUACGUUUUUUUAGUGUUUUUCUUUCAACACUGAGCGUCUUUAAGCGGUGCUGACAGAGCAGUGCAGAGUGAGGCGGUUUGGUUAAGUUUAGGAUGCGAUGACAGCUAAUGGUAGCUAUAACAGAGUGCAGCUCUAGUUUGUGUUACUUCAUCAGCAGGAGGAGAAACCAAACAUGAACAUACGGAAUAGUCAUUUUGAACUAACUGGUAAAACUGUAAUAAUUCACGAAAAACAUGUCAGAAGUGGGCCAGUAUAAAAAUGGGAACUACAAAUAUUAGGAUCAGUUAUCUUUACACCUGGUUUAAUUGAAUUCAACAGGAAAGAACUGUAAAUGAUAUUAUGACACGAUUUAAUUUAUUUAAUAACAGCAGUGUUAUAAGUUGAGUUUAAAAUACUUAAUUACUAAUUAAGGACUAUUAGUUAUAUUAAAAUUAAAUCAACUACAAAAUGGCAACACUAAAGAUUUAACAAAUGAGGUGUCACUGAGGUUUGAUGCAGACGGAGACGCUGAGAUUUCUUGCAUUGAGAGGAACAGUUGAAUUAGGGGAGGAAGUUAUUGAAGGAGGUAAAAGGUUGGGAGGUGCUUGGGAGGUGAGAAGAGGGCGUGGUAAUAAGAGAAGGAGGGAUUGGGAGCAAGGGAAAAUGAGACAGAAGGAGAGAGAUGUCUUUGUGUUCACGGUAGCCGUCGUUCUCCUGUGGAAGCGGCAGCUCAUUGGCCAGCCAGAAGCCCCCCUGUGUGAAGGAAGUAUCACCAGGGAAACUUCGUCUCGCUGCCUCUGUGCAUGUUUCCCUCCUUGCCAGGGUUAUUUUUAAAUAGCGCUCGGCUUCCUGCUCAGACUGAAGACUACAAGCCACAGCAUCCCUGUUUUGUUGUUUCCAGGAUUUGCCAGAUCACAAAUCAAGACAAGCUGUGGCAAUGUUCUCCUCUUCUCCUCUUCCACAGUUACAUUGCAAGCUUUUUGCAAAAAUGGGGGAUGACAGACCUUUUGUGUGCAAUGCUCCAGGCUGUGGACAGGUGAGUCUUCUCUCUCCUUGAUCUGGGCUUCAGGUGUGCGAGUGUGUGUGCUGUGGAGUAAUUUUGUUCUUCUGAAAGUUUAUCCAGUAGUUAACUGGAGCCGCUUAAUUUUGAAUGUCUUUUAUGUGCAGAAAAUGAAUUAAAAGCAACAGAAAAAAGUUAUUGGACUGCAAAAUUACACCUUAGUUAUAAAAGGAACAACUUUCUAACUUUAACAAGACUUCUCUUCAUGCUCACGGCUUGCUGGGAUUUUUACAACACUCUUAAUGACCGUCUUGAUACAAGUAGUGUUCCUGCAAGUGUGCUGUCUCUUGAGACAAUACUGUCUCCUUUAGCAAUGACUCACUGGAAGCUCCAGUGAGUAAUCAGAGCACAGUCAUUGUUUCAACCUGUCACUGUUGACUUCCAGCGCCUGCAGACACAGGUUUGAGCCUCGGCAGUGACUCAGCUGAGUGCCAAUAGUGUGCUCACAUGCCAGCAACGUGGUGCGUUGUCGGGGCUUGGCCUCAUAUCACAGCAAAUUAAAAGAAGUGUGUUCUAGGACUCAUGACUGUUCAGCACAGGAAAUGUCAGAUGUGCUAAAUUAGCAGUCAGAUGCCGCGCUCAGCAGCGUGAAAUAUCCCCAGAGUUCAGGAUUAUCACUCCUGAGGUCUGGAGAAAGAAAGUGUUUAUAUGGUUAAGUAACGCUUGUGAUUCAUAAACCUUUUUUUUUUCACCCUCUGAUCAGGAUCCAGGUGUUGUACAUGGGAUUAGUGGUUUUAACAACAUGCACAUUCAGCGGUUAAACAUGCAUGUGUGGGAUAAAUAAAUGAUAUGUUUGGUUUUUUCUUUUAGAACAUUAUGGACACUGAGGGAUAGUCAACUUGAAUAUUUUAACUUAUCUCUCAUGUAAAUACUCAUUGUCAUUCAUUUAUGUUUUAUUCUGUUGUUAGUCAGAGCAACACAAUCACAUAAAAAUUAAAUUAUGUUGACAACAUCGGGGGUUAUUGGCUACAAAUGCUUGAGAGGAGACCAGGUGGCUCAGUCAGGGAGUACAUGGUCAAGCAUUUUCAUUAGCAAGUAUCUGAUUUGAGUGUUAAGGUCCGUAGUUAGGUGCUGGGAAGGGUGCACACAGGAUUUAUUAUGAAAUCUUUCUGGAAAAAAACCAUAGCUGAGUUCUGUUGGGUUCAGUAAGGACAAGAACCCACAAAACUCUCAACAGAAUUGAGAACAGCUUUUUUAUAAAAUUGUCACAUAUCUCACACUUAACUCCUGAGCCUCUAGCGAUAUAAAAUUAGUGAUUAGAUAUAGUUGAUAAAAUAUAUAUACACAAGUCAUGGAUUCAAAAGUGUAAACAAAAUAUGACAAAGUUGGUCAUUCAUGUGAAUUAAAUGAUGAGUUUUUUGAAAGUUAAAAGAUGAACUCCAGCAGAGAGGAGCUGUUGUUUUUGUUGUUGUUGUUUUAUCCAUUUUGAAGAUUUUUGAACUUUUUGACAGAGAACAUUGUUUAUGUUACGGGUUCCUAAUGUGUAAAAGCUGUGUAACUGUUGCCCUUUACAAGCAGCAGUUGUCUACCGGGAAAGUCUGAAUCAUGCCAAUAAUAGAACAAGAAUGAUUGACUCCUGGCUUUGCCCAGGGUUUUCCUUUUACCAAGUUAACAGCAACAACAACAACAGCCCCCCAUUAUAUAAAGUCCAGUACAUACUGUGGGGAGGGGUAACCCUAGCUGCCUGUAUCUCAUACAGGGAGAUUAGUUGGAGAUAGUUUCCUACACAAGACCCUGCAGCCUUGCUCAGAGGAAAGGGACAAAUCAGACGUGUAGUUGUAUUGGUGAUGCUGCCUGGUGGGGCUAAAAAUAAGCCCCCUGACACUUGACUGUGUUUCCACUUCGCUCUCUCACGUCUGAACUCGCAACUGUAACGCAGUGCCCCAAAAAUAGGCUCCAGUUUCUGGUGAAUAGGCUUGUCCCUGAGCCAAGAUCAUUCCUCCUCUGUCUCUGACUGAUUCAUCAGGUUACUUCUCUAACGCAGAAGUGGCGUGCCUCUGACAAAGCUGUUUGUUCUCCCCUUGAGGUCUGAUUUGCCGUAGUGCCAGACCUCCUGUAGCUUUUACUGUGGAUCCCUGAUAGAGAAAUAACAGUCCAUUAGUUUUAAAAAGGAUAAAUGUUGUGGGAAUUUUAUGGUGCCUGCCUCUUUUACUCUUUGCAUGUAUUCUGACAUGUCAGCUUAUUUUCUGUUGGCGCUUCUUGGACUGGCAGAUUUUACACCUCAUCAGUUUGUCAACAUGUUCUGCCAUCAUUUUGUUGUGAAAGUUAUUGCCCCUCUUAUUAAUACAAAGCAGUUUGUUUCAAUAGAUAGUCAAAUAUUUGAGCCUACAUUCAUCUGAUGUAACAGACCUCAAAGAUAGCUCAGGCAUAUAAUGUAUACAGUACAGGUUCUGCAUGUUCUACAUCUCCAGGAGAUUAUCUGUCUAGGACUACUGCAAUAUGAUCUAUAGGUUUUGUUACUGUAAGCCUUUUCUUUAGGUCACUAGGACAGGUAGACAAUCACCUGCAGGCUUUUCCUUAUAAUGUACUUUUCUCUCCUUUCUUUUUUUCUGGUUCACAUGUUGCAGAGGUUUACAAAUGAGGACCACCUGGCUGUUCACAAACACAAGCACGAGAUGACACUAAAAUUUGGACCAGCCAGGACGGACUCCGUCAUUAUAGCAGGUACUUUUGGAAAAGCACGGCUGACCUCUUCGUCUUCAUCAAAUAUCUUUUCCAAGUAUUCAGACGAAGAAGACUGUUCAGUCUGCGUCAGCGCCCGUGUGGUCCAACACUGUCAGCCCUAUCCCAAGAAAAGCAGCUCGAAACACACAUUUAUGGCAUAAGAUGCUAUUAUUAAUUUAGUGUGAACAAAGUGUGAAAGCGUUCGUUCCAAUACUUAUCUGUAUAUAUUCUCUUUUGCCAGACCAGACACCUACUCCCACUCGCUUCCUAAAGAACUGCGAGGAGGUUGGUCUGUUCAACGAGCUGGCCAGCUCCUUUGAGCAAGAAGAGGAGGACAAGAGAAAGAGCUCUGUAAGGAUCGCUUGGGGUUGAUGAAUUUAUCUGCAAUCUGUUAUUCUGUGUGUGUGUGCGUUCAUCCAUUUUUAAUGGAAACCAUGCAGUGGAAUUUGUGCAGAAACUCCUGUGAUUAACAAAAGCUUCUUUCUUUCUUGUAUGAGGUGUUGAUAUAGUCAAAGAUCCUCGCCUCUAGAAAUUCCUUUACUUCAUUUGCCUCGGUUGUUUUUUUUGUGAGCUAAAUAUCAUUAGUACUCACUUCCUGUUUUAAAUGUGCGGUUGUUUCUGAGAAUAUUGUCUUUGAGAAGUAGUGUGAACGCUGCUCUUUAUUGUUGUCUGACUGCCUCGGUUUCCGUCCUCCUCAGCUCCCUGCACCCAACUCUGUGGCUUUGGACAUGAGUCUCCAGACGCCAUCAGAAGUGAAGGUUAAAGAGGAGGAACCUGUAGAAGUUGAUUCCUCACCCCCAGGCAGCCCUGACUCUAUCUCUUACCAGUCAGACAGCAGCAGAGAGCCUCUGGUGAAAGUAAAGGUAGGGUUGAAACUACUGAUGUGAGUGGAACCUGUAGAAAGAGUAUGACUGAUGUUAUACAUCAUCAUAGAUCUUUUAGUGGAACGUAAACAUCUCUAGAAUGGUGUUAUCUGUCCUUGAAAUGUGAUGACAUGAUGAAAGCUUUGUCACUUUAUAACGUCACAGUGGAUGCUGGAAAGGUCUGGCCUUUUAACAGGAAACUGCUGUGAGGAACAGGGUGCUAGGUAUGCUACAGUUUUUUGCAGUCGGGGAUGAGUCUGCCAAUUGAACUAAUUUUGAGAGACUACAACUCAGGAGUACGCUCCACUGAGAAAAUUUUCAGUACCUCACUACGCCAUUAAAGAGCUUUUUCCGCUCUUCCAUGUGCAGUGCGCUGAUCAGCUGUUCAGGUCGGCUUGCUUCAAAGAGACAGUAAUGUAACCAAACCAAGUGAUAAGUGAUCUUACGGGGUGAUGAUAUGCCGCUUACCACAAACGCACAGGGAAACCUCUAUGGACCACUGUUUACAGAGGAAUAAGGUGGCUCAUUGCACCAAGACAAGAAGAGGUGAGACUUCUAUGCUAACUGUCAAGCAGCAGGGAUCCUAAGCUGCCUGGUGGCACAGGUGUGAUAAAUGCAAGCCAAUGCCUACAUAAAAUACCCCUUCACCUUAGACUGCAGUCUGCAACCUUAACCAAUCAGAGUCUACCGCCGUACUAAAUGCCCUAUUUUGUUACUGAUUUUCUUCAAUAUUCAGGAGCGAAAUCAGAAAACCAGAAAGGCAGAGCGGGUGUCUUCAGAAUAUGCGUUCAGCUCCAAAACUCCACACAUAUCACUGUGUGUGGGUAUAUUAGGCAUUCAGUUCUGAACACUGAGAUCCCAAAAUAUAAAAGAUUGCAGUUUAUCAGUAAUUGUACAUCGUCAGUCUGAUUUGCUGAUGACACCGCCUGCGAAAGAACACGUAUGUGUAUUGGGUCCACAAAUGGUGCUGAAGAAAAAUUGUCUAAUGACAAGGUUAAAAAAAAAAGUGAAUGCUUUGUUCAUAAUCAGAUUAUAUGGCAAGAGUCAGCCCUGUCUAAAGAAAACUAGCAUUCCUACUAUCCUCUGUCCUCCAACAGUUUCUUACUAAAGGGGCAGAGCCAACCAGCACUAAUACACUGAUUAGUAACACGUAACUCCCACGAAAUCAAUUAAAAAUUGCCGAAAUGCUCCUUUAACCUCACUGCUCUUCUUCCAGGACACACCACCCAGGAGUUCAGCCCCCACUCCUACUAUUGUGCGUCCAGGCUCCCUACCACUACAUCUCGGCUUCGAUGUCCACCAGCCCACCAUGCCAUCACCCACCUCUGUCAUCACACAGGCACCACCUUCAAAUCGAACCCUGGGGUGAGUAGAUCGCAGUGACCUCUGUUUAGCCUACUUGCUUUUUAAAAUCCUCUGAAAUAUGUUCCAUGAAAGACUUUAAAAGCAGAUUUGUCACACUAUGAAGAUACUGCAGUUUGACAACAUCACCUGUAUAAUCUUGAUCCGCUGGUUCAAGGGUGAAGUGUUUAAUUCAUGUUACCAUUACGUUCUUUGUAUCUGCUCAAAUUAAUUCACACUAGUUAUUCACAUUUUAUUUAUGUAUCCAUUGUUUAUGAUGACAAAGUGUUUCACUCAUGGGACAGUGUUUCUUCAUUCUUUCUGGAGCUGUAAGUUCGUUUGUGGUGACUUGAGGAUUUCUUAAUGUAUAGCUUGCAUUAGUGACGGUGAAUGCAUGUGUGUAUACUUUUGGGAUACUGUUGAAACUCCCCUGCUUGAUAUUUCUCUCUGUUGUCUACCUGUGUAGCUCCCCAACCAGCCACUACCCCAUGAUGAUGCUUCCCUCCGGUCAGGCUGUGCCCGUUCUCCCUGGUCCAGGACAGAUACCCUCUGUCAUCAAUGUAAUUCAAACCCAUGCACUUAAUAUUUUGUGAUUUAACUUAAAGGCUAAGAAGUUUUGAAUAAAUAUGUGGUGGUGAUUCUUUACCCUCUCCAGCUUGUCCGACCCAUGUGCAUGGUACCCAACAUUCCUGGGAUCCCUGGUCCUCCUCUGGGAGGCAGCAGCAGCGGCUCUAACUCCCCCUCCGGCUACAGCAUCCACUCAGAGGCCAAGAUGGUCAGGACUAGAUUAGCUCUCUAUUUUUGUCUCCUUAUCUUUUCUUUUUGUCUUCGUCUUCACCCUCUAGCCUCACUGUGCACUGACUUACUUGAUUCAUCAUAUGACUUUUUAUUGCAGUUACUUAUUUAUGUAACUCUUUCACCACAUCGCACAGCAGUACUUUUCGCAUUAAUCGCAUCUUAUUUGUACUUUGGGCUGUACGUAAUGCACAAACCAUGGCACACUAUUUUGUAAUUGGUUGUGGAAAUGUGCGCACUAAGAUGCACAAACAAGAAAAGCAAAAAAUAUCAAUAAAUAGAUCAAAUAACGUGGCCUACAAAGUUAGUAGGAAGUGAUUUCAGACAGGGAUGGCUUUCUUGUUAUCAAGUCACAAUUGUUGCUCUGUCCUUAAAUGUGCAACCCAGCAGUUACCACAAUCAGUUAUUUUUAGACUAUUACUCCAAGCUGAAAAGUGUACCAAGUCUCAAAUAAAAGUCAUCGGAAAAUUGUUCCAAAAAUAUACAAUCAUGUUGUGCUUACAUCAUUUAUAACGCCUAAGGAUGUGAAUCAGUAAAAAGGGUUGAUAUAGAGCAGGAUGUCACAUGAAUGUGGUGCUGUUGGAACAAGCUCUAAAUGUGUGAUACUCUCAGGUCAGCAUGGAGGGAGAGCUCCCUGAAGAAUUAGAGUACCUUUUGUCUUACAUGGUUGUGUAAAGCAUACAUUUAAAAUUACUUUUUUUAUAGCUUUGACAGAAUACAAGCGUCUUAAGCAGACUUGGUUAUUUGACUUCUUAGAAUUUGUAUCAUUAACCGUGUUCUUAAGGUUAGUUUUAUGUUUCUCUUCCAGCGUCUGAAAGCUGCGUUGUCCCAGCAGAGCCCAUCAGGACAGAGCAUGGGGAUCAUGGCCAUGGGCAGCAGCCCAAUGGUCCCUCAGAGGGCAGAGCAGAGCCAGCUGCUUGUCCAACACCCAGAUGCUCCAUCACCUGCACAACCUCAGGUACAAAGUCUAAUCUGUAUUUGAAGAUCUGUACAAAUGAGAGAGCCUUGUUUAAUGUUACAGAUAAAACCUGUUUCAGUUUCAUUAAACUUGUGCUUUACUUCUUGUGCUCUGACAAAAAUACUGCAACUGUGACUCAAACUUCCCUUUUCUCUCUUGUCUUUCUUCCGCUCCCCUCCCUUGUCUGUUGGCUUCCUUCUUACCCUUUCCCCCUAUUCUCCCUCAAGGUAUCUCCAGCACAGCCUACAGGUGGGCGGCGGCGGCGGACAGCCGACGAUGACCCAGAUGAGCGAAGGCAGCGCUUCCUCGAGAGGAAUCGUGCUGCAGCCUCACGCUGCAGACAGAAACGCAAACUGUGGGUCAGUUCUCUGGAGAAGAAGGCAGAGGAGCUCUGCACCCUUAACGUCUCACUAUCGGUGAGUGGGCUUUGGAGUGGGUUGGCCGUGGUUUAAAUGUGGCCAGUAGGAGGACCGUGUUAGUGUGCAUAUUGUCAACUAGAAGUGGAAGUUUGCAAGGGGAUUUCUAGAUAAUGAGAGCAGUUUUGUGGAGUUUUUGGUCAUUUUAUGUACAGGUGAAGUUGGAGGAUUUGUAACCACAGACCUCAUUACCACUUGUUUCACAUCUUUUCUGUGUUUUAUGACUGGAUCAGGUUAUUUUUACACUCAAUGCUCACUUCUCCAACCUCAGUUUCUGUGAAAUGAAAACCAUGUUCCUCGUUUAUCCCUUCAUGGCAGCUCUCACUGAGUAAACAUGAUUAACCCUCAGGCAAACAUUUGGCAGGUUUCCCUUUGCAGGGAUUCAUCGGUGUACUGCAUGUCUAUUAUAUAAGAUGUCUUUGACUUAGAGAAGUGUGCUAUGAUUUCUUUGUUCCAUCCUUCAGAAUGAGGUGUCUCUUUUGCGGAAUGAGGUGGCCCACUUGAAACAGCUGCUGCUGGCCCACAAGGACUGUCCUGUGACCACCCUACAGAAGAAGACUGCCUACUUAGGUGAAACUUUGAAAUUCACUUCUCAUCUUAAUUUUUCACGAGUAUUUUGCAUGAAAUAAAGAUACAGAUGAAAAAAAAUGCAAAGCAAAAACACUUUUGUCCAUAGCUCUCAAAAAAGGGAUAGACAAGGGUUUAAUUAUGGCCAAUUGUGGCCAAUCUGUUCUAUUUUAUUCUAUUUUUAUUUUGUACUAUUUUAUUUCAUAUUUUAUUCUAUUUUUUGUUACUCCAAUUUCUUAGAAAAACACCACUCCGAGCUGUUUUAAUUCCGUUGUAUACCUCAUACAGUGACAAUAAAAAGUCUGAGUCUGAGUCUAUGGCCAAUUAAUCUCUCCUUUUUCUGUAUAGCUGCAGAAGAGAGCAUGAAAGACACCUCAGAGCCCACAGGGUCUCCUGCUCCAGUGAUCCAGCACAGCUCAUUGGCACCCAGCCCCUCUGCAGGCCAUAACGGCCUGAACUCAAGGGCAGCAGCUGAGGCCAUGGCCAUGUCAGUGCUGGCAGGGAUGGGCCAGCAGCAGAGGUCUGAGAGUGGACCCUCUCACAUUAUCAUGGCUGCACAAUCUCAGUCCGCUGCCAGAUGAUGAGCGAUGCCAUGCAGCCCAGAGUUGGCUCACACUCAGCACCCAGGGGGUAAAAAAGAGCAGUGGAUCCCCAACCUCCUCCUUCCUGAAUUCCCAAAUCUAGAGGUCAGAAUUUCUCAUCCCCUCCUUGCUGAGCUCCCCUGCUCUUUCUGACCCUCCUGUAGAGCCAUCAUGCUGUGGCCUGGAGCCCAGCAGCAGCCCUCUGGGAAUGGACCGAGACUUUUGAGAGCGCUUCCUGUUCACUUUGCCAUAGACUACAGGGGCUGGACUCCACCCUCACAUCCUCGUUUCCCUCAUCUUGUGCUUCCCUGCUCAUCUCCCCUCUCCUUCCAACAGAACGACUCCUCACCAGACUGUGAGACUACAUCACUCCAAGAGUACUGCCUAAUGAACUCCACAUGUGAACACCGAAAUGCACAUACACAAUGUCCAACACACAGGUGUUGCAUUAACACUCAUGAUCAAAUCAGAUACCAAACAACACAUAGGGCUUCACACUGUUAUCAGCAGGGAACUGUGCCUUGUUGAUUCUCAACUUUUUAGCUUUGUACACACACCCACUCACACAUGCCAACACAGCCUUUCUCCCCGGACGCCCUUGGCUCCAAAGAUGCAGUCGUCCCUUACAUGUCUCUGACUCAGUAUUCACUCGUACACUCGCCUGAAGGUGAUCUCAACCCAGACCCCAAAACCUUACCUCAAUCCAACCCCUCUCUGAUAAAGUAGAUGAACUGUGUGCGUGAAUGGCUCUGUGUGUAUAUAAUAAUGUACAUCAGAACAUAGCAGUUUGCAUACUCCUGAUCUCAUACGUUAAUAGCUGGAUUGUUAGCAUGUGACUUUUUCUAUUAGGGUGUUUUCUUGUUGAUACAUAAUGUGCAGCUAUAUUUUUUAUUAAUUGGCACAUCCCGAGAUUAGUCCACAAAACCAAAAUAUGCUAGAUUGACCUUGUUUUAUUCUAAAAUUAGAGUGUUUGAGGAUAUCUAUUUGUUUAACCAGAAGGGAAUGUCCCCUCUUCCUCACUUUAUCUAAAACAGGCUGUUGGGCUGUUUCUUAGUUUAUCAGAUGCCUUUUUGCAUUUUAUAUGAAAACUAUAUGGUGACCGUGUUUCUCUAUGUUGGCUCCUGACCUACUGUAACUGUCAUUUUCACACUUCUCAGGAUGGUUGCACAUCCUCGCUGCUUGUUGGAAGUGCGAUGAAUGGAUCAGUCUCUCUGCUUUUUACCAAACCUAAACAAAGCCAUAAUGACACAAUUAUCCUCUCUCUGAAUCUCCAAAGACCACCUGGCACUUACUACAAGACAGGAAGUUCAGUUCUGGACUGUUCUUGUUUGUGAUUCAGACAUCACAGUGACACAAUCAUUAGUAUGUAAUACUGAUGAUUCUACUUCUUGUUACUUGCACUUGUUUGUUACUCACAGUUUCUCACACAGUGUCUCAUAUGUUUGCCUUAAGAUCACAUUGGUGCCUCGGACAUCCACACUCAGAAAUAAGAAGAUUGGUUCGAGUGAAAAACAGUGAAGCCUUUGAAAAAAUGGUUUAAUGCCAGUUGCUCAUUGAAUGAAAAAAAAAAGCGAGUCAUGAGAAAAAAAAAAUACUAACUGCAGAUUUUAAAACCUUUCGAGUUAAUGUUUAACCACAAGUCUCCCUUGAGUGGCAUAAACUUAACCAACACUGGUCUGUCAUCUGGUGGAGAGACACAGCAAAGACAUCUUCGAGCUCUGAGAGAGGGCGGAACUGAGAUUUAUUAUGCCUAUUUUUGAUUGUCUCUUGUUCUUUUAAAAUCCCAUCAAGAUAUUUUAAUAAAAUAUUAGCAUAUUUUACAUGAAAACCUAAACAAGCAGCUUGCAGUUAGUGUUUUCUUUACAAUUUUUCCUUCUUACAACUGAUACCAUCAUGAAUUUCAAAGAUGUGAUAUUUCAGAAACAAGAUAUCUGUCCACACAAGGGCGUGUUUUAUGCACUAAAGUAAAAGUUUAUUGUCUUUUUGUAUCUCUGUUCAUUUUUUGCAGUUCUCUUGUUCUCUUGGUCUUUUCAAAGAUAUCAGUUCAUUUUUACAAUCAUGAAGUGUCUCUUUUCUGUGCUGUAAACAUGAAUGGGAAUUUGCUCAGCAACUGUAUGACCUUUCACCUAUGACUGAACCUCUUUGCUGAUAGUCCCAAUGGCAAUCCCAGUGUUUUAAUGUACUACAUUGCCGGCACUAUAUUUGGCCGGCAGUCCCUUUUAUAGACGAUUGUUCAUAUGAAAUGAACAUUCAGACUAUAUUUAGCUUUCAUGUUUUCAUGUUAUUCAUGUCAUUGGCACCUUUUCUGUCAUUUCUCAGUUUCUUUUGUCGUGUGCUACUUUCAGCACUAUACAGUCUUUGUCAUGACGCUCCAAUAGUAUCGGUUAAUAUAAAAACUAGUUACUUAAAAACACAGGUUCCUUUUUUAUUUGUCUGUUUUCUUAAAAUGUCAUUAGUCACUAAAAGAUAGGCUACAUCCCCUUUUUACAUUUGUGAAGAUGAAUCUGGUUGUGUCUAUUUACUGUCCUUGUCUAAUUUAUUUUUUAAUUGGGAGGCUAACGAUCAUCUUUGGCAUAUUAAUGUUACCUAAAAUCAUUGUAAAAGAAACAAUCUGAUGAAAAAUGCAACUAAGUGAAUGUUGCAUGUAGUGUAUUAAUGGUUUUUCACAAACACACUGUUGGACUGAUAAUUUCAAAAGUUGUCCUUUUAAUGUACAUAUCUGUACUAUAUGAAUAUAUUUACUUUUCCAUGCAUGUCCAAGUGGAAUACUAUGAACACUUACAGCGCUGCAGUUUUAAUUAAAGAAACUACAUCUUAAUGACCA